Molecule: messenger RNA, 2563 nt
Organism: Physcomitrium patens
Lineage: Eukaryota; Viridiplantae; Streptophyta; Bryopsida; Funariales; Funariaceae
Product: protein LIKE EARLY STARVATION, chloroplastic
Biological process (GO): starch metabolic process; regulation of starch metabolic process
Cellular component (GO): starch grain; chloroplast stroma
Molecular function (GO): starch binding
Source: RefSeq, a predicted model, not a curated record
CGCAGAUUGCUCUCAUCCUUCCACACAGAUGCGUUCCUUCACUGUUCUUCAAUCCCUGUCCUAUGGGAUAACAAUUUUUCUCACUUUCCGCACCUUGUCGUUUUCCGAUUAUGGGUUCGCAUUGCAUGGAGGUUUCGCUCUUGAGUUCUGGACGGUUGGAGUGAUCGAGGUUUGAUGGGUAGUGAUUGUGUUUGUUGUGGCAGGGAGUAGAUUUGAGGUGCUGAGUUUGGUGGUGGUGGUGGUAGUGGUGGUGGUUGGGCCGUGAUGCGGUGAAGUUGGUCAGUGAGAAAGUGGGUUGGGAGUUGCCGGAAUGGCCAAUGUGUGGUGCGUGCAGAAUGGGGUGCAGGGAUUGCGAAGUUAUUGUGGGUAUGGGAAAGUGGGCGCUAUCGUCGUGGGCAAGAGCCAAUCCUUGUUGGGAGCUCGGAGGAACAGGGGAUUUUGCAAGUUAGGGCUUCGGAUUGCGUGUACAGCGCGUCCGGCAGAUAUGGAGGCUGGGAAUGUGGAGUGGCUUGAUAUUCCCAAACAGGGUGGAGUAGGUGGUGACGAGGAAACUACCCGCGAUCGAAAGGAGCAGGAGAAUCUCCAGAAGCAAGGGGUGCAGAUUGCAGCUUCGAAGGGCAGUGGUGUUCUUGAUUUGCCUGCGCAGAGUGAUGUCGAUCAGCGGCGCCGCGAGCAACAAUUUGCUAGUAUACUACAGGUGCCGAGAGAGGAAAGGGAUAGGGUUCAAAAAAUAGAAGUAUUAACUCGAGCAGCAGCUGCAUUAGCUGCUGUAGACGCCUUGUUGGCUAGUAAUCCAGCAAGGAAGGCUCCACCUAAACCUGAAGUUCCAGCCCCUCGCUCGAGUAGUUCCCCUCAAUGGGUGACUACUUCCACCGUGGCGGUGAAACUGCCUGCCCUUCAACAGAGACCUCUCUCUUCAGACGAUCUGUCAGAGAUUACGUCGGGAACUGGAUCCACUCUUGGAGCAGCAGCAACACCAGGGCCAGACUUCUGGACAUGGGUACCUCCCCCAGACACCCGAAAACCGGAGGAUGUACUCCCUCCAAAGAUGAAUAUGCGAGCGGAUUUGCCGAAGUCCAUGCCCAAAUUCACGGAGAAGGAGAGAACUCCUGAGGAGAAUCUUGACCUUCCUCUGCAGAGAGAGGUCCAGGAUCUGCCAAAAGAGCUCCCAUUGGUGUUCCAGAGCAGAUCUGUGCCAUCGCUGCCUCCGCUUCAGUCCCUGCUGGAGGUUGAGAAGGAAAAGACGGGAGAGCAGCAGGUGACUCACGAGGCUCUCAAUGAGGCUUCACUGCAAAUACCAGAAUCGGUAACAGAGACUGUCUCUGCAAUGAAACAGGGAAUGCAGACGGCAGGACAGGACGCAAGCGAUACAAGUGGUGUACACGAAGAUGGUUCACGCUGGUGGAAAGAAACGGGCGUGGAGAAUCGUGCCAAUGGCGUCACUUGCACGUGGACAGUCAUGAGAGGCGUAAGUGCCGAUGGGAGUGUGGAAUGGGAAGAGAAGUUUUGGGAAGCCGCUGAUGCUUACGACUUUAAGGAGCUCGGAGCAGAGAAAUCAGGGCGUGACGCAAGUGGGGGUGUAUGGCGCGAGUUUUGGCAAGAAUCCAUGUGGCAGGAUGCAACGACGGGGCUUAUGCACAUCCAAAAGAGCGCUGACAAGUGGGCGAAGGACGGACAUGGAGGGCAAUGGCAUGAGAAGUGGAUGGAGAAAUACGACGCUUCAGGGCGUGCUGAGAAGUGGGCGGACAAGUGGAGCCAAAUUGACUUGACUACGCCUCUGGAGCCUGGCCAUGCUCAUGUUUGGCACGAAAGGUGGGGUGAAGAGUAUGAUGGACAAGGUGGUAGUAUGAAGUACACAGACAAGUGGGCCGAACGGUUAGAAUCUGGUGGCGGAUGGACGAAGUGGGGAGAUAAAUGGGACGAGCGCUUUGAUCAGAAUGGUCACGGCGUGAAGCAAGGUGAGACGUGGUGGGAGGGAUUGCAUGGUGAGCGCUGGAACAGGACGUGGGGUGAGGGACACAAUGGCUCUGGUUGGGUGCACAAGUAUGGGCAGAGCAGCAGUGGGGAGCAUUGGGAUACGCACAGUCAGGAAGAGACUUUUUAUGAUCGGUACCCGCACUUCGGAUUCCGUGAAUGCUUUGAGAACUCCAGAGAGCUGCGGAGGGUGGGUAAGAAGAGAAGAAGACACUUGUAGAGCCUCCUUGGCAUCAGAAAAGUUUUCUUGCUGUUGUAAGCAGUCUGUUCUGAUGGAUUUAAAUGUUAUACUAAAACUUGAUGAGAAAUUGUUCUAGCACGAACACCAAGAACUACACGAAGCGAUGAUAAGGAUUUAAUGUCAACCUUCAAGUUUAGAAUUUGGUACCGUUAGUUGCGAAUAUAAAAGGGUUUUUAUCCCAACAUUCGCUUACUGAGAAUUACUUACUGAUAGGCCUCCCAACUGAGGGAUGGGUAUAAUUGAAAAUGUUGGAUAUAUGAGUCAUUAGAGUAACACAUUCCUGAUACUUCAAAUUUGGUGAAAGUGAUUGUGUGGCUAUCUCAAUAAAGACCAAUUUGUAGUGUUGCA